Molecule: messenger RNA, 3933 nt
Organism: Rhodotorula toruloides NP11
Lineage: Eukaryota; Fungi; Basidiomycota; Microbotryomycetes; Sporidiobolales; Sporidiobolaceae
Product: DNA-directed RNA polymerase III subunit RPC2
Exons: 11
Coding region: 1-3933 (1310 amino acids)
Biological process (GO): DNA-templated transcription
Cellular component (GO): RNA polymerase III complex
Molecular function (GO): ribonucleoside binding; DNA-directed RNA polymerase activity; DNA binding
Source: RefSeq, a predicted model, not a curated record
AUGCCGCCCAAGGGAAACUCAAAGGUCGCACGGCUGCGCGCCGCAAACGCGGCCUCCGCCGCCUCGGCUUCCUCCUCCCAAGCAUCCGCAACAUCCUCGUCUACAGCAACUGCCACUCCUGCCGGCCCAGUCCCUUCCACCUCGUCCGCACACCACCAUUCUGAUGACUCUUCGGCCGAGACGGGACUCCCGCCCGCCAAGGCGCUUCCCUCCGAACCGAUGGACCUCGACGAGACGCAGGAAACGGGCGAGGGCGACACCGAGAUGGUCGACUACGCGCCUGCGGGGCCACUCGUUGGAGAGGACGAUGGCGUCAAGGUGUCAGCGCGGGUUGAGGCGGAGACUGCGAGUCGAGCUGCGAAAGGGAAGGGCAAGGCGAAGGUGCAGGAGCGAGGAGAGAUGGCGAGCAUGCAGGACGUCGGCAGGGACGCAAGACAUCUUGCGGAUGGGCUGGAAGCGCUCGGACAGGACAUGUACAAGGGGAAGAGCUUGAGUGACCCGAUCAAGAGCGUGACGGACAAGUGGGAGCUGCUGCCCGCCUUCCUCGCCGUCAAGGGUCUGGUCAAGCAGCACAUCGACUCGUUCAACUACUUUGUCGACGUCGACCUGCAAGCCAUCCUCCGCGCCAACGCCCGCAUCACCUCGGACGUCGACCCGAACUUCUACCUCGAGUACACCGACAUCCGCGUCGGUUCGCCCGAACGACCCGACGAGAAUGCCAUCAACCCGUCGAUCACGCCUCACGAGUGCCGCCUGCGCGACUUGAGUUACUCGGCCCCCGUCUAUGUCAACAUCAAGUACACGCGUGGGAAGCAGGAGGUCGUCUCAAAGGGUAUCAGGAUCGGGCGGCUACCGAUCAUGCUGCGGAGCAACAAGUGCGUCUUGAUGGGCAAGAACAAGGCGCAGCUCGCCCAGAUGAACGAGUGCCCGCUCGACCCGGGCGGCUACUUCAUCGUCAAGGGUACGGAGAAGGUCAUCCUCGUUCAGGAGCAGCUGUCGAAGAACCGAAUCAUCGUCGAGACUGAGCCGAAGAAGGGUCUCGUGCAGGCUUCCGUCACCUCCUCGACCCACGAGCGCAAGUCCAAGACCUACGUUCUGACCAAGCACGGCAAGAUCUACCUCAAGCACAACUCGAUCCACGAAGACAUCCCCAUCGGCGUGGUCCUUCGCGCCCUCGGCAUCGUCUCGGCACGCGAGAUUGUCCAGCUCGUCUGCGGCAACGACGACGACUACCGCGCCGCGUUCGGCAUCAACAUCGAGGAGAUGGACGACCUGAAGACCAAGUCUGGGCAGCCCAUCCCGGUCCAGACGCAGCAGCAGGCGCUCGACUACAUCGGACACCGCGUCAAGAUCAUUCGGAAACCGGCUGGGACGCCUGGGUCGGGAGGCGCGGAGAAGAGCUGGGCGCCCCGGCGGCCUGCGUCGGAGGAGGCGCUCGAGGUGCUGGCGACGGUCGUCCUCGCGCACGUUCCCGUCGAGGACCUCAACCUGCGACCGAAGGCGAUCUACAUUGCCAACAUGGCGCGCAGGGUGUUGAUGGCGAUGCUCGACCCGAAGAACGUCGAUGACCGGGAUUAUGUCGGUAACAAGCGUCUCGAACUCGCCGGCCAGCUUCUCUCGCUCCUCUUCGAAGACCUCUUCAAGAAGUUCAACCAUGAUCUCAAGAUGAACAUCGACAAGAUCCUCAAGAAAUCGAACCGAGCGACCGAGUUCGACGCGAUCAAGCAGUUCCAGCUUCACGGCGACGGCAUCACGCAGGGCUUCGUCCGCGCCAUCUCGACCGGCAACUGGUCGCUCAAGCGUUUCAAGAUGGAGCGCGCCGGCAUCACCCACGUCCUCUCGCGACUAUCGUUCAUCUCAGCGCUCGGCAUGAUGACCCGCAUCUCGUCCCAGUUCGAGAAGACGAGGAAGGUGUCCGGUCCUCGUGCGCUCCAGCCGAGUCAGUGGGGAAUGCUCUGCCCGAGUGAUACGCCCGAAGGAGAGGCGUGCGGGCUGGUCAAGAACUUGGCGCUGAUGACGCACAUCACGACGGACGUCGAGGAGGAACCGAUCUGGAACAUCUGCUUCCUCAUCGGCGUCGAAGACAUCAACCUUCUCGACGGCACCGAGAUCUACGCCGAAGGUCACCUCGUCGUGUACCUGAACGGUAACGUCCUCGGUCUGACCCGCUGCGGUCCUCGCUUCAUCCGCACCUUCCGCCACCUUCGACGCGCCGGCCGUAUCAACGAGUUCGUCAGCAUCUACGUCAACCUCCAGCAGCAGGCGAUCCACAUCGCCAGCGACGGAGGACGCAUCUGUCGCCCGCUGAUCAUCGUCGAGAACGGCCAGAGCAAGGUCAAGGAGUUGCACAUGAAGAUGCUCCGCGAGAAGGUCAUGACCUUCGACGACUUCCUGCGCAAGGGCUUGAUCGAGUACCUCGACGUCAACGAGGAGAACGAUGCCUACAUCGCGUUGUACGAAAACGAGCUCAAACCCGAGACGACCCACCUCGAGAUCGAGCCGUUCACACUCCUUGGCGCCGUCGCCGGCCUCAUUCCCUACCCUCACCACAAUCAGUCGCCUCGCAACACCUACCAGUGCGCCAUGGGCAAGCAAGCCAUCGGCGCCAUCGCGCACAACCAGCUCAACCGCAUCGACACUCUCCUCUACCUCAUGGUCUACCCGCAGACGCCCAUGUGCCGAACGCGGACAAUCGAGCUCAUCGGCUACGACCAGCUUCCCGCCGGACAGAACGCCAUGGUCGCCGUCAUGUCGUAUUCAGGCUACGACAUCGAGGACGCCCUCAUCCUCAACCGCGCCUCGGUCGACCGCGGCUUCGGGCGCUGCCAGGUCUUCCGCAAGUACACGACGCUCCUCAAGCGCUACCCGAACGGAAUGUACGACCGCCUCGCUGACCCUCCGAAGGGCGAGAACGGGGAGGUGCUCGGCAAGUACGGCAUCCUCGACCUCGACGGUCUUGCGCACGUCGGCGAGCAGGUCAACCCGGGCCAGGUCUACGUCAAUAAGCAGACGCCUUCGAACGCACACGACAACCAGCUGCCCGGCAUCGAUGGUCCUGGCGGCGCCGACGCUCCCGCCUCUACCUGGAAGAACACCGGCAUGAGCUACCGUGCUCCGAUUCCCGGCUACAUCGACAAGGUCCUCCUCACCGACACCGACUCGGACUCGACACUCGUCAAGGUGCUCAUCCGCCAGACCCGCCGACCUGAGCUCGGAGACAAGUUCUCGUCUCGCCACGGUCAGAAGGGUGUCUGCGGUCUCAUCGUCCCGCAGGAGGACAUGCCGUUCAACGACCAGGGCAUCUGCCCCGACGUGAUCAUGAACCCGCACGGUUUCCCCUCGCGCAUGACGGUCGGCAAGAUGCUCGAGCUUCUUUCGGGCAAGGCCGGUGUCCUCAAGGGCAAGUUCGAGUACGGAACGGCGUUCGGCGGAUCCAAGGCGGAGGACAUGAGCCGCGUCUUGAUCGAGCAUGGAUACUCGUACGCCGGCAAGGACUACCUCACAAGCGGCAUCACGGGCCAGCCCCUUGAGUGCUACGUCUACAUGGGCCCGAUCUACUACCAGAAGCUCAAGCACAUGGUUCUGGACAAGAUGCACGCCCGUGCUCGCGGUCCUCGCGCCGUCCUCACCCGCCAGCCGACCGAAGGACGAUCGCGCGACGGCGGUCUCCGUCUCGGCGAGAUGGAGCGCGACUGCCUGAUCGCCCACGGCGCGUCGCAGCUCCUCCUCGAGCGCCUGAUGGUCUCGUCCGACGCCUUCAAGGUCGACGUCUGCGGCCAGUGCGGCUUCAUGGGCUACAACGGCUGGUGCAAGCGCUGCAAGACGAGCAAGGCCGUUGUCAAGCUCAUGAUCCCCUACGCCUGCAAGCUCCUGUUUCAAGAAAUGAUCGCCAUGGGUAUCGCGCCGCGCCUCAAGCUCGAGGAUGCCGUCUAG